This is a messenger RNA of Achroia grisella, 1183 nucleotides long. RefSeq names its product vesicle-associated membrane protein 7-like. The transcript has 4 exons. NCBI's taxonomy places the organism in Eukaryota, Metazoa, Arthropoda, Insecta, Lepidoptera, Pyralidae. Gene Ontology annotation, cellular component: SNARE complex. The coding region runs from base 427 to 1074 and encodes 215 amino acids. The record is from RefSeq and is a predicted model, not a curated record. Gene Ontology annotation, molecular function: SNARE binding; SNAP receptor activity. Gene Ontology annotation, biological process: vesicle fusion; exocytosis.
CGAACAGUUGUCGUAAUGUAUCGAAUUUAUUGGCGGCCCGUGUGACACUUCGAGUCUGACAAGUGUGUUUUUAGCAUCGAGCGGACAAAGUAAUAAUUUUAGAAUGCGAUCGCAAGAUUUGUAUGAUAGUGGCUGUUUAUACUCCAUAACUACGAGAGAGGCGUAGGUGUUACCAAUACUACCGGAUUGCGAGCGAGAAGUGCGUGCUUUUAGUGAAGAAAUUCAUACAAUAACUUUAUUAUUACAUAUACUUUACAUAGAGCAUGUGAACAUUCAAUAGUUUAGCAUCAAAAGAAGUUUAAAUACAAUAUAGCAGUGAAUGUGUUUAUAUUUAGACGAUUCAUGGAUACAAUGAAAUUCUUUUCCCGGUGUCAGUGCACGCGACUUUAAAUAGUGACACAUCAAAAAAACUUUAAACUUAUUAAAAUGCCUAUUCUAUUUAGUGCGGUGGCUUGUGAUAAAAGAUUGUUAUCAAAAUUUGCUUCGUGCGAUGGGAACUUUAUGGAAAUUGUUGAGGAAGUGCUCUCUAAAAUACCAUGCGGUAAUGACAAAAUGACAUACUCCCAUGGACAUUAUUUGCUUCACUAUAUCGUGCAGGAGAAAUAUUUCUACUUUUGUAUUACAGACAAAUGCUGCCAGCGAUCGAGAGCAUUCUUAUUUCUAAAUGAAAUACAAAGAAGAUGGCACACGAUGAAAAGGUGCGAUGAGUUCACAGACAUACUGUCUGCGGAGAUGUACCGGUACAGUGAAGAUUAUAACACAAUAACUAUUAGAAAGGGAGAGUUAGAUGAACUCAAUAGUAUUGGAGUAGGGAGCAGUGAAACUAUCCUCGGCGAAAAGAUAUUGUUUGUAAAUAACAUAGACAAUUUAACGUAUUACAGUACAAUAUCAUACGUGAGAAAAUCUCCGGAGCGUGUAGUGGUGCUAGUUAAGAAUACCAACACGAAAUUAUACUUAAAGGCAGCUGUGAUAAUUGUAUUUAUUUUAGGCUUAGCUCUUUAUAUUUUUGGUCCAAUAUCUUGUGUUAUAUUAAUCGGUGUGCUAAUAUUUUGUUUCUUCCGCUCUAUAACAUAGCUAAUAUAUCUUACAUGUAUUGGAUAUAAAAAUAAUCUGGAUAAUGACGUCGGCUACAAUCUACCCACGCGUUCCAGUCGCCAUGAAAUAAAACAUUUUAUGCGAAUUU